Messenger RNA from Halichondria panicea, 1500 nucleotides. Its product is annotated as phosphatidylcholine-sterol acyltransferase-like. The transcript has 4 exons. Gene Ontology annotation, biological process: lipid metabolic process. The record is from RefSeq and is a predicted model, not a curated record. NCBI's taxonomy places the organism in Eukaryota, Metazoa, Porifera, Demospongiae, Suberitida, Halichondriidae. The coding region runs from base 79 to 1320 and encodes 413 amino acids.
CCCCUUAUAAAAGGCAAGCACUACGUCUACUCUUACAGUAUCAAAGCUUAUCACUAACUAUAAUACUGACUAUCAGCGAUGAAGCUGCUUCUUCUGUCCAUCCUUCUAACAGGCUGGCUAGGACCAAUGUCAACUAAAGCAACCAAGUCUCCAAUCAUUUUUUUUCCAGGGGUUACUAACUCUGCUCUGGAUGUGAGGAAUAAUGGAGGGGGCUUCUGCAACACUGGAGACACAGCACAGAGGCUGUGGAUAGAGCCAUUGAGACUCUUCCUUUGUGGAGAGCAAGAGCUAAGCCUAAAGUACGAUCCCACAACCAACUUCUUCGAGGGCCGACCAGGAGUGAUGGUGGAGGUGCCGGGAUUUGGAGGGACAGAAGACGUUGAAUAUAUGGGACUAUCUCAGACGCUCCCUUAUCUAGUCACAUUCAUUGAGUACUUUGUUGAUCGUGGCUAUGUCAGAGGAAAGAGCAUCAGGACCGUCCCUUAUGAUUGGAGACUGGCAGCAGAUGAGCUGGAGAGGAGAGGCUACUUCAACAAUGUACAGAGCUUGGUUGAGGAGACUUACAUAGAGAAUGGCAACCAGAAAGUGACUCUAGUGGCACACAGUAUGGGAGGACUGGUAUCACAUCACUUCCUUACUAGCUACUCAGGCAUCAACCAGGAAUGGAAGGACAAGUACAUCCACGCAUGGGUACCACUGUCGGGGGCGUGGUCAGGUGGUGUACAGACACUUGCACGUGUGAUAUAUGGCGGAGAUUUCGACAAUGAUCUACUAUCUUAUGUCAUCAAUGGCUUCCUUGUGCCUAUUCUCCGCACCUUCCCAAGUAUCCCAUGGCUGACCCCAAGGGAGUCAGUGUUCAAGAACACAGUCCUCAUAUCCACACCGAGCACUAACUACACAGCAGCUAAUUUGAAACAACUAUUCGAUAAAAUAGGCUACAAAAAUGGAUUCCAAAUAUACAACCAUCUGACUACUGUCGUUACUCCUAACUUCCCACCCCCGAAUGUGAACACGUUCUGUUACUAUGGUUACAAUGUACCUACUCCGGAAACGUUUGUAUUAAAGCAAGAUUUAAACAAAGAUGUUAUCGGUAUGCAAGCAGCUAAUGUUGUCAUGGGCAACGGUGAUGGUACAGUCAACCAGGCCAGCUCGGCAGUAUGUCAUCAGUGGCAGAGAAUGGACCCAAAAUAUUCCUUCUGGGUACGACAAUAUGAGCAAGUCAAUCACUCAGAGAUGGUGACAAAUGAACGAGUGCUCAGUGAUGUGGCACUAAUUGCAGGGGCCUCCCCGCCCACCAGCCGAGUCAGCAGGGAGCAGUAGUCAACACACUACGUAUAGUGUUGUGUAGAACUUUGGGAACUAAUUAUUUAUUAUUGUUGUUUGCAUAUUAUUAUUUAUGAGAUAUCUACACAAGUUCACAGUCAGUCAUACACAUCGUUGUUGCACUAGUUAUCAGAGCACUAGCAAAUGAACAUAAUUAUUAGUCAUGAAAUUCAACAA